Molecule: messenger RNA, 1866 nt
Organism: Carica papaya (papaya)
Lineage: Eukaryota; Viridiplantae; Streptophyta; Magnoliopsida; Brassicales; Caricaceae
Source: RefSeq, a predicted model, not a curated record
UCCAAUUCUCUCUCGCGCUAGCUCAUUUGAUUUUUCUCUUCGUCUCUUUUACCCCUCUUGAUUUUUAUCUGGUCUUCUACUCCUUCAACCCUCUCUCUCGUUUUGGUCUCAAGAGAAAAUGGGGAAGCAGACCAAACCUAAAAGAUCGCCCAAUAUCGGGAAAGGGAAGGUGACUCCAGUGCAGAUUGCAUUCAUAGUGGAUCGGUAUCUUUCGGAUAACAAGUUUUCCGAAACACGAUCUGCCUUCCGAUCUGAAGCGUCUUCCUUCAUCUCCAAAUCUUCAGUUCGCGAGGCACCGAAGGGUUUACUGAGUUUGGAGGCAAUCCUGAACGAGUAUAUAGGCUUGAAGGAGCUUAAGGUGAUUCUCGAGCAGGAAAGGGCUUGUUUAGAUCAAGAGAAAUUCAGGGUCCAGAGCCUUUUGCAAGGCAUGCAAGAUGCGAUGAACUCCUACAAUGCAAGUGCAAAUGUACCUGCUCCUGUGAUUCAUGCACCUGCUUCUGCUGCAACUCAAUCAAUGGCCGUGGUUCCUCAAUCCAACCCUUCUGGCCCUCCUGUUUACAACGCCCGAGCUGUGAUGCCUGUUUCUGUUCCCUCUAAUAUCAGAAUGGAGUCUGCCAAUCUAUCCUCAGUAGGACAGUCAGUACCAAGAAAAAGAAAGAGUUCUGAGGCUUGUCCUCCAGUUCCUCCAGCUACUAGACAGACUCGAAGCAAGGUGCCAACCAAAUCUGCAAGCAUAGCUGAUAAAGCCUCAAACUCUUGCAAUGCAUUCAACGCAGCUCAGCCCUCCGUUGUCAUUCAAUCAUUGACUAACAAUUAUGCAACUGAUGGAUCACAAGUUGAAGUAUUCAGUGUCACUAAGCCCAAUCAGCCUUCACUCUCUCCUGCAGCCAAUGCAUCUUAUCCUCAGACUCCACCACAGGCAGUUUCCUCCCAGAAUGACAAAUCCAUCUCUCCCCUGGGCGUCUCUUUGACUGCUAACUGCAGUAACAACAAUACUCCUCAGGAGAUCACUCCUACAAAUUGUACAGUGAUUUCAACAGAGAGAAUUAGAGUUAGUCCUUUGAAAGGAAUGGGAUGCUACACCAUGGAGAGGACCCAUUGUAUAUCCUCAUCACCAGCCAAGGCAAAUUCAAAAAGACUGAGUAAAAGAGAUCAUGUGAAAGGAAGGCUAGAUUUUGAUGGUUCUGGUGCUAUAGUGAGCUCGGACAGACCAAUCACUAAUGAGAUUCUGAAAUCAGAAUCUGAGAAGGAAAUGGAUAAUAUAUUUGACAUGGAUUUACUAAACUUAGAUGCAUUUGGGGAGAAUUUCUCUUUCUCGGACCUGUUAACUGAUUUGGAUCUUGGCUGUGAAGGAAUGGGCUGCCCAUGCCAGCCAAUUCCAGAUGCUUCAGUUAACAAUGUUUCAGGGUCAUCUCCUGAGCCAAGGGAUGAAAAUCUAGCAUCUGAUCAGUUUGUGUCAGAAUAUUCAUCAAUUGUGACGAAAUUGAUUUCAGGCAAAGACAUGAAUAUUGAAGGCUCUGAUUCUGUGACUGCAAUGAAGUCCGUAACUAAAUGCAUUAGAAUUUUAAGCCCUGCAAAAGGUCGCAAGCAGGAGAAAGUUAGACAUGCAGUUGAUUAAUUGAAGUUUAAGAUGGCAAGUAGAUUGACAUGGUAGUACCUUGGAGGAGAUUGCUCGAGACUUUGAGCCUUAAAUUUCUGAAGAAAACUGAAUUGUGAUAGACAUUGAUUUAUAGCAGAGUUAAACAAUGGUCUAACUAUUGAAAAAUAAGUAUUUAUUCUUCAAUACAGAAUUUUUUUUCAUUUAGCUCCAUUCUUGUUUUGUCUCAUUUGUAUAUUCCAACGAAUGUUACUGGUGGAAAUUGAAUA